AUGGCUUCCUUUAAUAGCUCGCUACCGAAGGCCAUUGACAAGAGGAGAAAGUCUGUGUCGAACGUGAUAGCGUCCUCGUUCUCCAAGGCAGCAGGACAGCUCCACGACAACUCAUUCUCGUUUGAUCAGCAAGGAGGAAGAGGAUAUGUUAUUGGAAGUUUCAAACAAAAUUCAGCAUUUACUCCUUUGAAUUCUGCCAAAGGAACUCCCACCGUCCAUUCGGGAGUAUCCAUUCAGGAAAAGACGAUAGACCUAGCCAGUGUUGGAGUCCCUGACUUCGAUGAAAGGGUUAGUGAGGAAGAAGUCGACGAGCCAGUCGGAUCCGAUAUCGACAAGUCAUACGACUUUUCAUUUGAUAAACAAUCGACGAAAUCCAAUGCGAAGGCUUCGCGAUUAUCAGAGAUGCUGGAUGAUGGUCCCAGUUACGGUGGUGCGUCGGUUCCCUCGUGGGAGCAAGCAGGCACGCCCAAAGAGACAACUCCUCUCAGUUCGGUUCAUGACCCAUUCAGAUCGUACACCACUGCUGCGGAAGCUGAAGAGGCCCUCACACCCACUGCCUCGAGAGAACAAUACGAUUUCGAGUCUCAGCAGACCAGGCUCAGCUCAGGUAUCCAGACGCUGAUGAACCUAUUGCCCAAAGACUCCAACGAUGCCUUCCAGGAGUUGGUAAUAAGACCAGUUGGAUAUAUGCCAGCAGUAUUUUUGGGAGUGCUUCUCAACAUCUUGGAUGGACUUUCAUAUGGUAUGAUCAUGUUUCCUAUUAGCGAGGCCACGUUCGGCAAGCUGGGUCCAGUUGGCUUGUCCAUGUUUUAUGUUUCGUGUGUGGUGUCUCAAUUGGUGUAUUCUCUUGGAGGAUCUGCUUUCAAGUCUGGAAUUGGAUCAGAGAUGAUUGAGGUUACUCCCUUCUUUCAUUCCAUGGCCCUGAGCAUUCUCACAGAUAUGAGAAUUGGAGAUGGGGAAGUACCAGACAAUGCUGCUGCCAUUGUGAGUACUGUAGUAUUCACGUAUGCCCUUUCGUCUAUCGUUACUGGUAUUGUGUUUGGUCUUCUUGGAAAGUUCAAACUGGGUUCUCUGGUUGGUUUCUUCCCCAGACACAUACUGGUAGGAUGUAUUGGAGGUGUGGGAUACUUUCUGGUCGUGACUGCGAUUGAGGUUUCCUCCAGACUGGAAGGCGGACUUGAAUACAACUUACCCACAUUGAGGUUCUUGCUGGAACCUUUGGCGUUUAUGCAAUGGGUGAUACCCUUGUUCAUGGCUGGUAUACUUGUUGUGAUACAGCAUUACAAUAAAAAUGCCCUUAUUGUUCCUGCUUACUUCAUCAUGAUGUUUCUGUUGUUUCAUGCGAUUAUCCUGGUUGCACCGCAAUGGGAUCUGAAAAUGGCAAGGGAAUAUGGCUGGGUGUUUGAUGCUCCUGCAUCCAACGAGCCAUGGUACUCUUUCUACGAACUGUAUGACUUCAAGGCAGUUGAUUGGUUCGUAGUAGUACGUCAGGUUCCCACAAUGCUGGCCUUGACGUUUUUUGGGAUUUUGCAUGUUCCCAUCAAUGUUCCUGCCUUGGCAGUUACAGUAGGAAUGGAUGAGUUUGAUGUGGAUAGAGAACUUCUCGCUCACGGAAUCUCAAAUACUCUCUCAGGCCUAAUUGGGUCCAUCCAGAACUACCUGGUCUACACCAACAGUGUGUUGUUCAUUAGAGCAGGUGCGGAUUCAAGAUUGUCUGGUGUAAUGCUGGCCAUUGGUACUGCUGCAGUUAUGAUGGUCGGUCCUGGGAUCAUUGGUUUCAUUCCUGUUUGUGUGGUUGGAGCUCUGAUCUAUUUGCUGGGCUACGAGUUGUUGAGAGAAGCUCUGUUUGACACAUAUGGUCGCUUGAGAGGGUUUGAAUACCUCACCAUCAUCAUUAUUGUCGUUGUAAUGGGUGCCUGGGAUUUUGUGUACGGUAUUUUGGCGGGAAUCUUACUGGCUUGUGUGUCUUUCGUUGUGCAAGCAGCAACCAGUCCAGUUGUAUCAGGAAUAUUCACUGGUGCUUACGCAAGAUCGGUUGUUGUUAGACACCCUAAACAGCAAGAGUUUCUAAAGACGGUGGGAAAUCAGAUAUACAUAAUGAAGCUGCAAGGUUCCCUUUUCUUUGGGUCUAUUGGUGGUUUGGAGAGAAAAAUCAGAUAUAGGUUCGAGGAUCAGAUCUUCUCAAAAGAACCAAUAAGAUAUCUCAUUCUGGACAUGCACAAUGUGUUGUCAGUUGAUUUCUCGGCGGCCGAAGGAUUUAGAAGAAUACGCAAUCUUAUCAUUGAGAAAGAGUGUUAUCUUAUAAUUUCAUCGGUUACUGAGACGGGAAGUGAAAUGGUGCAAGCUCUUCGUGAUUCUGGUCUUUGGGAAACUGACGAGCAUAAUAAGAGAAUUCAGUUGUUCACAAACCUGAAUUCGGCUCUGGAAUGGUGCGAGAAUACCUUCUUGGAAACAUACCGGGAUAUCAAACAACUCCAUUAUAUUCCUCAGGCCAAACCGUCUAUGGUAACUGCCCUUGGUAAAGACUUUGUGAGUCCGAAGACCAGAAGCUCAGUUGUUGGAAAAAGAAGUCAAUCGACUAUGUCACUUAUGGAUGAUAGUGGAGUCGCCUUUGGUUCUCCCAGACAAGCUCAGCUGGUUUCAGCUGCAAAAAAGUCACUAAAGGAUGAAACCAAGAAUGCCUCUAACUAUUAUCAAAGACGCACCUCGGCUGCUGUUGGUAUGCCAUUGAUGCAGCCACCAAUCCCCCUACUUCUUACUGUUCUUCAAUCGGUUUCUCGGGUCGAAGAUAGCUUCUGGGUGAAACUUGUUCCUUAUCUCCAGAAAGAAGUGGUUGCAUCUGGUUCGAAAUUCUACAAUAACCACCAAGAUCCUCCAAGCUUUUUCUUUGUGGAAUCAGGACUGAUCUCUGCCAAAUAUGAGUUCGUGAACAGCGGUUUUAUUCUGACUUCUAGUGUCCUUCCGUUGGUUGGAUUUGGUGACCUAGAACGAAUUAUCACCGAAAGGGCAGUUCAAUAUACGGCCACCACGGAAGUAGUGGUUUGGAGGUUGGGCCAUGCAAAACUCGAAAAGCUGCGUGUUGAAAACGUGGAAGUUUUCACUGAGCUGCUGAUGGUUGCCUUGACGUUGUUGAAUGAUAGGUUUGAUGCUGUUUCUUCAAACUUGUUGAUAUCGAGUUGA
Molecule: messenger RNA, 3180 nt
Organism: Kuraishia capsulata CBS 1993
Lineage: Eukaryota; Fungi; Ascomycota; Pichiomycetes; Pichiales; Pichiaceae
Exons: 1
Coding region: 1-3180 (1059 amino acids)
Cellular component (GO): membrane
Source: RefSeq, a predicted model, not a curated record